This is a messenger RNA of Spodoptera littoralis (African cotton leafworm), 653 nucleotides long. Lineage: Eukaryota; Metazoa; Arthropoda; Insecta; Lepidoptera; Noctuidae. The record is from the annotation of a GenBank genome assembly.
CACCGGUGUAGACAAUAUCGACAGAAACCAUCUCUCACUAUGACGAAACUGUUGUUCGUGUGUCUAGCUGUGGUGAGCUGCGUAGGCGCCGCUCGUUUAGACCACCUGGUACCUUCAGGCUACGCCGGCGGCCGCGCAGGAUUCGAUGCCACGCCCUACCACUACGAAAAUGUUAACAACGGCGAUGGGAACUAUCGUUUCAGCUAUGACACUCCUGAAGGAACAUCAGCUCACGAGAGCGGGUCACCCCGUGCCCAGGGUCCCGAAGGGCCCGCAGUGACUGCCGAGGGAGGUUUCUCGUUCAGAACUCCUGACGGACAACAGGUGUCCCUCACCUAUACCGCUGACGAGAACGGCUUCCACCCCACUGGUUCUCACAUCCCUACACCACCUCCGAUCCCAGAAGCCAUCCUUCGCUCCAUUGAGUACAACAGGCAGCAUCCUUCAUCUGAUGCGGGAUCUUUCAACGGCGGACGCAACUACUACUAAUACUGGAAGUGCACAGCAAAAUAACCCUUAUUAUAAGGAUCAAUAAGGUUUAUGGAUUCUAAUUGUAUUAAUCCAUAAGCUUUAUUGUUCUUAUCCCGUACCUCUCAUGGACUGUGAUAUCGAAGUAACGAACAGUUACAACAAUGUUGCUAUUUAUUAAACAC